AUGGCGGUUCCCCGGCUCUUGCGGGCAGCAGCCCCGCGUCUCUACAGCACCCUACCCGUACCGGCCCCGACACCAGCCCCGACAGCGGCCCCAGCCCCAGCGGCCCGGCCCCGUGAUGUGGAUGACAGACUGCUCACUGUGCCCCUCAGCAACCCAGACUACUUCAACGUGAAGGAGCUCUUCUCCCUGAAAGAUCUCUUUAAUGCUCGUGUGCACCUGGGACACAAAAAGGGAUGUCGGCAUAGGUUCAUGGAGCCCUACAUCUUCGGCUGCCGGCUGGACCAGGACAUCAUCGACUUGGACCAGACCAUGGAGCACCUGCAGCUGGCCCUCAACUUCACCGCCCACAUCGCCUACCGCAAGGGCAUCAUCCUCUUCGUCAGCCGCAAGCGGCAGUUCUGCCACCUGGUGGAGAGCACGGCGCGGGAGUGCGGGGAGUACGCCCACACCCGCUACUGGCAGGGCGGGCUGCUCACCAACGCCCACAUCCACUUCGGCACCGGCGUGCGCCUGCCCGACCUCCUCAUCUUCCUCAGCAGCCUCAACAACGUCUUCGAGCCCCACGUGGCCAUCCGUGAUGCUGCCAAGAUGAACAUCCCCACAGUGGGGGUGGUAGACACGAACUGCAACCCCUGUUUGAUCACCUACCCUAUCCCUGGCAACGACGACAGCCCCUCUGCCAUGGAGCUCUACUGCAAGCUCUUCAAGAUGACCAUCAUCCGCGCCAAGGACAAGAGGAAGCAGAAUGAGGCCUUCGAAGAGCUGCGCAGCAAAGCGGAGGGCAAGUAGAGCCCACAGGACAGGCUCAGGCCAUGCCCAGUAGCUUGGUGAUGGGCAUCCUGCUCUGCUCCCGUGGGUGCUGCAAGACUGACUCUGCACGCAGAGCACCGGCAUUUGGCAGAGGAAGGGAGCCCUCAGCUCUGCUGCUGCGCAGGGAUCCCAUGGUGGUCACAGCAGUCUCUAGCUCUAAAGAAAAUUGUCCAGAGUGACGUGAGGGGAGAGGAGCCAGGCCAGAGCCAGCUCCUGUCUUUGUGUUUGUCCUUGUUGCAAGGAGGUGCCUCUGUUCUGUGGCCUUCCUAUUCCUGAGCUUGUGACCUCACAUAAAUCACCUGUAUCUUGCUCCUCUUGACAA
Molecule: messenger RNA, 1132 nt
Organism: Indicator indicator
Lineage: Eukaryota; Metazoa; Chordata; Aves; Piciformes; Indicatoridae
Gene: MRPS2
Product: mitochondrial ribosomal protein S2
Exons: 4
Coding region: 1-789 (262 amino acids)
Biological process (GO): translation
Cellular component (GO): ribosome; mitochondrial small ribosomal subunit
Molecular function (GO): structural constituent of ribosome
Source: RefSeq, a predicted model, not a curated record